Molecule: messenger RNA, 579 nt
Organism: Owenia fusiformis
Lineage: Eukaryota; Metazoa; Annelida; Polychaeta; Sabellida; Oweniidae
Source: the annotation of a GenBank genome assembly
UACGGGGACCAGCAGCAGAUCUAUAACCCCCAGCAGUACUCCCAACAGGGUUACCAACAACAACAGCAGGGUUAUCAAUCCCAGCAGCAGCAGCAGCAGCAACAACAGCAACAAGCCCCUACCCCAGAGCCCCCAAAACCUGUUGUUAAAGCACCUAUACCAGCAGAACACCAAAUCCUACAUGAUAUAUUUGAGAAUCUAGCAAAGCAAUGCAUGGGCAAGGCUAGCAAUGCACAAAUGAAGAGGAAACUAGAUGAUGUAAAUAAGAAAUUAGAAGCCCUUUAUGAUAGAUUACGAGAAAAUAGGUUAUCUUCCAAUGUGACGCUAGGUCUUCACCAGAUAAUCCAGGCUAUACAACAGUUUGAUUACCAAACUGGACUAUCUAUACAUACUCAGAUGAUAACUCAAGGAAACUUCUCUGAGAUCAGCUCAUUUAUGCCUGGACUUAAGGUGCUCAUGCAGGCUGCCUCUAAUCUACAAGUAUACGUGCAAUAGGGAGUGUGACAUAGGAAAUUAUUACCCUACUUUCAGACUUUUCAUCAUGGUCAUGGUUUACUAAGCAGUAAGGACCAGUACUUU